AUGGUUGGAGCCACGGGAAAGGGAUUAGAUGACGUUGCUCCGGAGUCAGCAAUGGGAGGUCCAGCACCCAUUCCUCCAGAGAUGGCCAACCUCAACCUUGAAUUCGCUGAACUUUUCGACGAAUUUGCCUGGCAAGAAGUCGACCACCUAAGGCCGCAAACGAAUUUAAGUGUAGCAGUGUUUGCAGAGAUUAUGCAUCAGGCAUUUGGUUAUCCCUUGUAUCCUCCCUUCAACCCUUUUGCCAAUAACAUCAACUUCCUCCUUUCCAGCUACUAUACUCCUUACGUCGGAGGUAACGUUAAUCUCCAAUGA
Malania oleifera is the source of this 312-nucleotide messenger RNA. Its product is annotated as ferritin-like catalase Nec2. NCBI's taxonomy places the organism in Eukaryota, Viridiplantae, Streptophyta, Magnoliopsida, Santalales, Ximeniaceae. The transcript is spliced from 2 exons. The coding region runs from base 1 to 312 and encodes 103 amino acids. The record is from RefSeq and is a predicted model, not a curated record.